This is a messenger RNA of Verruconis gallopava, 1533 nucleotides long. RefSeq lists its product as uncharacterized. Bases 48 to 1238 code for a protein of 396 amino acids. Gene Ontology annotation, molecular function: protein dimerization activity. The record is from RefSeq and is a predicted model, not a curated record. Gene Ontology annotation, cellular component: exomer complex; trans-Golgi network. NCBI's taxonomy places the organism in Eukaryota, Fungi, Ascomycota, Dothideomycetes, Venturiales, Sympoventuriaceae. Gene Ontology annotation, biological process: Golgi to plasma membrane transport; conjugation with cellular fusion. The transcript has 2 exons.
GUCCAGAUCGCCAAAUAUCAUCACAUCCUCAGACACCAGCGAGCAAAAUGCUAGUCUCACUAACCGUCGGCAAAGUCGACGCCGGUAUGGCCGUCCUCUUGACGGAGGACAAGAGAAUCAUCGAGUUUCCCUCCAUUUUGCUCCCUCCAGACAUAUCUUCAGGUUCCAUAGUAGAUAUCACCGUAGCGCGGAACCAUGCGUCAGAGGCCGCCGCACAGAAAGCCUUCCAUUCGCUCCAAUCGACUAUCUUUCAGACCUUCGGCGUGCACUCACCCUCGCCGCCCGUUCUCCGCUGCAGAAAUGCAACACAGACCUCUGUCGUUCUCGAAUGGGAUCCAAUCGAGCUUGCCACUGCAGAAUUGCGCAGCUUGAGUCUAUACCGUAAUGGUACCAAGGCAGGCUCGAUACCUCGACCUAGUGAGAUUACAAGCACCAAGAUCAGCGGAUUGGCCAUAGACACGGAGUACACGUUCCACCUGGUGCUCAAGACUAGCGCGGGUACAUACAGUUCUGAGAAGCUGGUUGUGCGCACGCACAAGAUGACAGAACUCCAUGGCAUCACCGUGACGCCGGGCAUUAUGCCUGCAGCGCUCAGGGAAUCUCUAACGCAAACGAUCGAGAAGAUCGGUGCGAAGCUGAUCGAUACCGUGAGGAUCGACACCACUCACUUUGUAUGUACGGAGGGAAGGGGACAGGCUUGGGAAAAAGCCGUAGAAAUGAACAUCCCCGUCGUGGUGCCGGACUGGGUCAAGGGCUGUGAGAGAGAAGGCAGACUCGUGGGUGUGCGAGGCUAUUACCUGAACGCGGAUCCUAGACUGCGACAAGUCGGACCCAGCGUUGUGCAGGCACAGCAGCAGACGCCCGCAGAUCAUCCUAUGCGCAGCCCACCACCGACGACGCAAGUCACGCCGCCUACGCCGGAGAGACCCACCAAGGAUCGUAAGGAUGAGACGCAAGACGGCAGGCCGAGAGCAAGCGACGAGCCGCCGACCCCGCCACCGAAGACGGACGGACAGGCAAGUGGUAGCACGACGAUGGUAGAUCGAACGAGCCAGGCGCUCCAGAAGGAAAUGGGCGAAGGGGCGAAACGGAGUGAAAGUAGCGAGGAGGAGGAAGAGGGUGCCGGACCAAGCGGCCCAGAGAGAAAAGCCUCUCCUGCAUCGGGCGAUGGCAAUAAAAGAGCUACUGUUGAAGAUGAUAAGAGCGAGAGUGGUGAUUUCGAGACCGUCGCCCUGUAGCGACUGGGACGUACCAACAUUCCAGCCGCUCAGCCCGGCAGCCAUGUUUACUCUGCCCUAUACCUUCGAAAGCGAGAAUUCGUCCUUUAAUCGUCGAGAACGUUGUCAAAUGAACACAAAAAUAGCUGUGUCCUGUCCUUGUGAAGGAAAAUCGGCCUCUAUUUGAGUCGACCGCUCCGCCAUCUGCGUGUUACGUACAGUACACAUAACUGAAAACUAGAGCUUGGCUCUUCUAAACAUACUGAGAUACAAUCCACCGAUCUAUAAUCUAGCAACGUUCUCCUUGUGCUUCGCC